AGUGUAGCAGCCAACACUCAGCUGAUGGGAGGGGUGUUGCUUGCAGACAGGAGACAGGAUCCAUGGCAACAAUCAUGGCAGAAGCCGAGACCCGUCAGAGGCUGCUGCGCACCGUCAAGAAGGAGGUGAAGCAGAUUAUGGAGGAAGCAGUCACCAGGAAAUUUGUUCAUGAAGACAGCAGCCAUAUUGUGUCCUUUUGUGCUGCCGUGGAGGCAUGUGUUCUGCAUGGGCUGAAACGGCGAGCAGCAGGUUUUCUGCGUAGCAACAAGAUAGCGGCGCUCUUUAUGAAGGUGGGGAAGAACUUUGCCCCAGCUGAAGAGCUGUGCAGGAAGGCCCAGGAGCUGGAGCAGAUCAUCGAGACAAAACGAAGUCAAAGCUUACAAAGUCAAGACAGCUUGCGCAAAAUGCCUCGACUGCCCAGCCUCACCCCACAAACCGUCAAGAACCUGUGGAUCCGCACGGCUCUAUUUGAGAAGGUGCUGGACAAGAUCGUCCUUUACCUGGUGGAGAACAGCAGUAAAUAUUACGAGAAAGAGGCUUUUCUAAUGGACCCUGUAGACGGACCCAUCCUCGCCUCUUUGUUGGUCGGCCCUUGUGCUUUGGAGUACACAAAGAUGAAGACAGCCGACCACUUCUGGACGGAUCCGUCUGCUGACGAGUUGGUGCAGAGACAUCGCAUCCACGGUGGCCACUGCAGGCAGGAUUCACCCACCAAGAGGCCCGCACUGUGUAUCCAGAAGCGGCACUCCAGCAGCAGCAUGGAUGAACGCCCUUCUCCCUCUCCAUCGGCUCGUGAAUAUGUGGAGUCACUGCAUCAAAACAGCAGGGCGACACUGCUGUUUGGCAAAAACAAUGUGCUUGUUCAACCGAGGGAUGACAUGGAGGCUAUCCCGGGUUACCUCUCUCUGCACCAGACCGCUGACAUCAUGACACUGAAGUGGACACCCAACCAGCUCAUGAACGGCUCUGUUGGAGAUCUGGACUAUGAGCGCAGUGUAUACUGGGACUAUGCCAUGACAAUCCCUCUAGAGGAGAUAGUUUACUUGCACUGUCACCAACAAGUCGACAGUGGGGGCACGGUGGUGCUGGUCAGUCAGGACGGGAUCCAGAGGCCUCCACUUCGCUUCCCCAGAGGAGGCCACUUGCUCCAGUUCCUCUCCUGUCUGGAAAACGGUCUACUUCCACACGGCCAGCUGGACCCUCCACUCUGGUCUCAGAGGGGAAAGGGGAAGGUGUUUCCAAAGCUGCGGAAAAGGGUUCCUCAGGGAUCUGGAUCUUCAGACUCGGUCUCAGAUAAGGAGGAGGACGAGGCCACAGACUACGUCUUCCGCAUCCUCUUUCCAAACAGCCAGUCAGAGUUUGUGACUCCACCAGACUUGAUGGAUCAGGGAGCUACUAUGUGGCACCCGACUCUCAGGAAGUCCUCGUGUUCCUCCUGUUCUCAGGGGAGCUUCUCUGAUGGGUUGAUGCCCAAAGGGUGCAACCACGAGAGGACUCCUCUGAAGCUGCUGUGUGACAACAUGAAGUAUCAAAUCAUCUCUCGGGCAUUUUAUGGCUGGUUGGCAUACUGCCGUCACCUGUCUACUGUGCGCACACAUCUCUCUGCUCUCGUCAAUCACGCCAUCGUGGCUCCGGACGUGCCGUGUGAUGCCUACAAAGGGCUCACCGCAGAUGUGUGGCAGACGUUCCUCCAGGACAGCACAGCCUACCAGGAGCAGGAGCUGCUUCGUUUGGUCUAUUUUGGCGGUGUGGAACCUUCACUGCGUAAGCAGGUGUGGCCUUUCCUCCUGGGUCAUUACCAGUUUGGAAUGUCUGAAGACGAGAGGAAAGAGGUGGAUGAACAGGUCCAAGUGUGCUACCAGCAGACCAUGCGUGAAUGGCUGGGCUGUGAGGAGAUUGUUCGCCAGCGGGAGAAGGAGCAGCAUGCUGCAGCGUUAGCAAAGUGUUCCUCUGGGGCGAGCAUGGACAGUCCCGGUCAGAAGAUGGUCCAUCAUGACUCCAUUGUCAGCAAUGAGUCCCAGUCCUCCCAGAGCUCAGACAGGCAGAGUCUGGUUCGCCUGCAGAGUGACUCCAGCAGCAGCACACAGGUGUUUGAGUCCGUAGAGGAGGUGGACCAGAUCGAGACCGAGCCCAAGAAUGAAGAGGCCAAGCAGGUGCCAAAGAUGCCCAACGGAGCGCUCCAGAACGGGACAAGCUCCCCUGACUCCGGACAUCCCUCCUCCCGCAACUUCUCCGUCACCUCUGGCCUGUCAGAUGGCUCGCUCAGCACAGAGGACAGUGCUGCGCCUGAUGCAACCUCGAGACCUGCAGUUGUCCCUCAAGUGCCGCAGAGCCCAGUCAAACCUCCUCAGGAAGCAGGGGUAGAGAGUGGAGGUCUGACAGAAGAACCAGACAUGCAGGUCAAAGGUGAAGUGAAGGGCAAAGAGGAGGAGGAGGAGGAGAAAGUACCUGAUGUGAGCAAAACUGCAGAAGACACCAAGACUGAGGUGUUGGAUGAUAACAUGAUCCAACCAUCGGAAGAGGCCAACAAAGAGACGAGUCUGCAACCCAAAACACAAGAAAAUGUUGAGGCUGAUCCUGAGAAUAUUAAAACAGGGGUGACCAAGUGUGAAGAUGAAGGUCCUGUUGCACCAGGAGACAUUGAAGGAAAAGAAGUGUCUGAUGAGGAUAAUAUGGUGGUAUCUGCAGUGUCUGCAGAAUCCAAAGGAGAACUUGUUGAGCAAAGUCUUAAAAAAGAGGAAGAUGUGAGUGUUGAGGAAACAUCAAAGCUCGAGAAAACUGCAGAAACAAAUGUGGAAAAGGAAGAAAGUGAAGGAGAAGUUAAGAGAAACCAGACAGAAAGGUUGAAAUUUGAGGACACAGAAAAAUCAAAGACAGAGGUGGCAGCAGGAGCUGAAGAGAAGGAUCCUAGAGCUCCCCAAGUGGAGAAGAGCCUCCUUUUCUCAGCAGACAUCAGGGCAAGAGAAGCGUACUGCGCCUCUCAGAAAGAUGAGGCUCCAGUCAUUACUGAAUCCGAUGAGUCUCCGUCAGCCAUAGAGAUGGAGGAGAUCCCCAAAGCCAAAUUUUCCAUGGUGCCUUGGAGCAGGAAGGGGCGGUGUGAUCCAUCAUCUUCCUCAGAGGACUCGGCCCCUCACUUGGAGCUCAGGCCGGAGGAGGAGCAGGGAAAGCCCAGUCCAGAGGGCACCGAGUCCAUCCUGUCUGAGGAGCCGGAGAUGGAGAGCCUCUACCCACACUUUGACUCUCUGGCCGGACCUGAAGAAAUCAAGAAUGAAGAGACCUCUCAAGAAUCUGCUGGGAGUGCCUUCUCUCAAGAGCUUUUGGACUUGUAUACAUUAAAUCUGCACCGCAUUGAAAAGGACGUCCAGCGCUGUGACAGGAACUACUGGUACUUCACUCCUGCAAAUCUGGAGAAACUGCGCAACAUUAUGUGCAGCUACAUCUGGAGGCACCUCGACAUCGGCUAUGUACAGGGAAUGUGCGAUCUGCUGGCUCCACUUCUAGUCAUUCUGGAUGAUGAGGCCAUGGCCUUCAGCUGUUUCUCUGAGCUCAUGAAGAGAAUGAAUCAAAACUUUCCACACGGAGGAGCUAUGGAUACUCACUUUGCCAACAUGCGCUCUCUAAUCCAGAUCCUGGACUCUGAGCUGUUUGAGCUAAUGCACCAGAACGGAGACUACACCCACUUCUACUUUUGCUACCGCUGGUUUCUCCUAGACUUCAAGCGAGAGCUGGUGUACGAUGACGUGUUUGCAGUCUGGGAAACCAUCUGGGCGGCAAAGUUUGCCUCCUCUAGUCACUUUGUCCUCUUCAUUGCCCUGGCGCUGGUGGAGAUCUACAGGGAUAUCAUCUUGGAGAACAACAUGGACUUUACUGAUAUUAUUAAAUUCUUCAAUGAAAUGGCUGAGCAUCACAACAUAAAGCAGAUUCUGAGCCUGGCGAGAGAUCUGGUGUGCAAGGUGCAGAUGCUUAUAGAGAACAAGUGAUUGUGGUGUUUUUGUCUUCUUUUCCUUCCAAGUAAAGUGUAAACGGCUGUAGCAGCACAAGAGUAAAAAAACAUCUACACACACACACACACACACUAUACACAAAGCCUUUACAAUCACUGUUUGCUGCUAUGAGCCUUACUAACUGUAUCCACUAUGUUGUUUGUGUUGUCAAACAGGUGUAUGAGAAUAUUACGCUUCAUAUUUGUCAGUAUGUUCAAGUGAAAGCAAACGUAACAGGAGAAAUAUUUCUUUGAUUUCUAAAUGUUUUUGUCAUAAAUCCCUCAAGUGUCAAACUUAAUCAGAGUGCUCUUAAUAUUUUGAGAUAAGGAUGGUUGUAGAUGCACAUUUCAAACCAAAAUGCAGAGCUGAAUUCAACCAGAGACUAUAUUUAUGAGAAAAAUAUGUUGUGAUAAUAGUUUUUAGUACUUAUUUUAAUAGUUGAAGUCUACAAGAUGAAAUAAAAUGUUGAUCAUAGAAGCAGGUUAUCUCCCUAUUCCUCUCCCCUGAUGAAGGAAUGAAUGUCAGCAGACUUUUGUGUUUUUACCCCAAAAUUUUCACUGAUAACUGAUCCCGAAAAGUGGCUUUUAGUCCAAAACCAACCUCCAAUCACAUUUAACUGAUAGAACCAUUUCAGUGAUUUAAUAUCCGACAGUGUUUUCAAUGUCCUUGAACUGCCUUGUCUGCCAAAUAGUAUGUCUUUAUUUGUCAUGUGUGAACCGUAUUGUACCGAGAGAAAAUUGUGUUCAAAUUAUGAGAAUUAUAUUAAGUUAUUAAGUUGUAGAAUCAUAACCUGAUAUUUAAGUGACUUAUGGAUAUCUGAGCAAAGAUUUACACAAAGCAACAAGAUUUGAAAGUCCUCCGAGUUCUAUUUUUCAUCAUCCAGUGAAACGCUGUAUAUUUUGUAAACUGUGCAGUUUACUCACCUUGAUUUUUUUGUAUUGUCUUGUUAUUAUUGUCCGCUAGCAUUUCCUAGACAUCUGUUCUUUGAAUCAAAUGUUAAUUUCAGCUUGAAUAUGAUUAUAAAUUGGGAAGAACAGACGAGACGGUAAUGAUAUUUUAGUUACAAGUGACCAAAUUUGUAGUAUGAGUGCCCUCAACACAGAGGAGAAAACGAAAGGUAAAUUCUCUGCUUGUUAUUGAUUUUCAAAGUUGAUUGUAAACGACCUGAUGUGAGGAAAACUGUUUUUAUUGUUUUGAAGAUUUGGAGCUUCUGAGGUCAUAUAAUAUAUAUGCUUUUAGCCCCUUAAAUUAAUACUAAUGUUGGUCCCAGUUACCCACAUUCACGCUUUUCAUUGCCUAAAACUGAACUCAGCUGUUCUUCAAGUGUUGUUUCAUGAAUGUGGUGAGAUGAAAUGCAUUUAAUAUCAGUGUUUCUUUGUGAAUGCUAACUGCUGUCAGAAAACCUUAAUUUAUUGUAACAUUUAUUUGCCAAAAAAUAUUUAUUUAUUUAUUGAUUUUCUCAUUCAGA
Molecule: messenger RNA, 5451 nt
Organism: Thunnus maccoyii (southern bluefin tuna)
Lineage: Eukaryota; Metazoa; Chordata; Actinopteri; Scombriformes; Scombridae
Gene: sgsm1a
Product: small G protein signaling modulator 1a
Exons: 25
Coding region: 63-3980 (1305 amino acids)
Biological process (GO): activation of GTPase activity
Molecular function (GO): GTPase activator activity
Source: RefSeq, a predicted model, not a curated record